AUGACGACGGAGGAAAAGUUUGCGUUCGAUUUGCGCGGGUUCGUCGUCGUGCGCGGGGUGUACGACGCGGAGCAAGUGAGGAAAAUGAACGCGGCGAUCGAUGCGCGGGAAUCGGAGAUCGUCGAACGCAAGGGUCGACUGCGGUUGGGAGGGGAAGCGGGGGACCCGCUCGCGGGCGACGGGACGACGGGGCGCGCGGAUUUGGGAGGGAUGUUAUCGUGGAAGAACGGAGACGCGACGUUGUUUAGAUCUGUGCUCGCGCACGAGCGCUUGGUGCCUUAUUAUCACGAGCUCGUCGGGGAGGGGUAUCGCAUGGAUCACUUACCGUUGAUGAUUCAACAGAAGACGGGCGCCGACGGCUUCGUGUUUCACGGAGGGAGGAUGAAUCCGGAUGGGAGUUGGUGUCAAGAGCUCGCGUACACGUGCGAAGGCGGGAGAAUGUAUAACCAACUCAUCGGUGUGAGCGUGGCGUUGAGCGACACUGAACCCGGGGAUGGAGGAUUUUGCAUCCUUCCGGGGUCGCACAAGUCCAUGUUUCCGUGCCCGCAAGAAAUUUUAGAGUACAAGUCGCAUCAAGACCUUGUCGUAAACCCGAAGAUGAAGGCUGGAGAUGUGUUAUUUUUUACCGAAGCCGCGACGCACGGUACGCAAGCGUGGACGGCCAAGCACACGCGGCGAGCGGUGCUGUAUAGAUUCGCGCCGUCGACGUACGCAUACGGGCGGUCGUACUAUCCCACCUGGCCCGACGGCACGGAGGACGGAAUGACGGACGCGGAGAAGGCUGUUUUGCAACCGCCGCAUCACAUCAGACUCGAUCGCACGACGCUGAACGAUCGAGGUGGAGUGGCGGGCACGCAGACGCGCGAUGAUUUCAAGAAGGAGCACGACGCCAAGGUCUUCGGAAACAAGUAUUUUUAA
This is a messenger RNA of Ostreococcus lucimarinus CCE9901, 918 nucleotides long. RefSeq lists its product with no specific name. The record is from RefSeq and is a predicted model, not a curated record. Bases 1 to 918 code for a protein of 305 amino acids. Lineage: Eukaryota; Viridiplantae; Chlorophyta; Mamiellophyceae; Mamiellales; Bathycoccaceae. The transcript has a single exon.